Messenger RNA from Nematolebias whitei (Rio pearlfish), 7952 nucleotides. RefSeq names its product protein tyrosine phosphatase non-receptor type 20 (gene ptpn20). Gene Ontology annotation, cellular component: cytoskeleton. Gene Ontology annotation, molecular function: protein tyrosine phosphatase activity; protein binding. Gene Ontology annotation, biological process: protein dephosphorylation. Lineage: Eukaryota; Metazoa; Chordata; Actinopteri; Cyprinodontiformes; Rivulidae. The coding region runs from base 831 to 7952 and encodes 2373 amino acids. The record is from RefSeq and is a predicted model, not a curated record. The transcript has 47 exons.
CUCAUGCGUCGGCUCUAUACGCUACAACUGCGCGCGCCGUGCCAUGCUCUGCGCAUGUGACUCCAAAACGGUGCCAAUAAGGAGGACAUUCUGAGCAGAGCCAGUUCCCCCUGCAAGCAUCCUCACAACGCUGGAUGUUUUCUUUUGUCCAACCCUGCAGACACCGUUGCAGGAAGCAGCUGAGACAAACGUGGACAAACGUCCCAGCACCGACUUCCGCCGCAACACACAGACACUCCAGCUUCUUACCCCCUGUUCCAAGAGAGCCCGCAGUGUGAUGAUCAUCGUUCGGGGAGCAGCCCUUCAGCAGCAGCAGCAGCAGGAGGAGGAGGAGGAGGAUCGUUUGUCCUUCCCAGGUUUCUCCGUAGCAGCACCUAACCCGCGGAUCCACCGCACCUUUGGGCGUCACACGGAUUUAGUUAAAUCGGGUGCAGCUGAUCUCACGCCACGCGCUAUUGGUGGCUCUGACCUGUCGCUGUCAAACCUCCAUGUUAAUCCAAUCAAGUGUUUAAAGGCGAGAAGCUAAGAAUAGCGUCGAUUCACUGUAAACCCCCCCCAUAAAAAAAAAAAAAAAAAGAAGAAGAAGAAGAAGGGAGCGAGAGAAAAAGUUUCACGUCUUCAGAUUGUUGUGCAAAUGACCGGGGCACCAUGUUCACUUCAUGUCGUUGAUGGAUCACCUGCCGGGAGCGAGCGUUCACUGCGAGGACAUCACAGCAGCACUGCGAUGAUCACAGAGAUUACUUUGGAUCCGUGCUGGGAGCCCUGAACAGAACCGGACCCAUAACACGGGUUACAUAUGCUGCCAGGUGUGUGUGUGGAAUGUGGGCAGAAUGAGCAGCACCUUUGUCACAUUAGCUGAAGUCCUGGAGGCUCGAGGGGGACCUCUUCUGGAGGAAGAGGUCUGGUCCCUGCUGUUGGGAGCUGCAGAGUGUUUAAUGGAUGUCUCUUAUAAGGGUCACAACAAUAUGUGCAAUAUCAUAAGCCCCACCUCCUUGCUGCUGUCAGCCACUGGUACCUUAGCAUUUAAGAACUGUGGCCUAUCAGAUGAGGUAUCUGCCUUUGCUGCUCCAGAGAUGCUGCAGGACCGUGCCGGCUCAACAAAACCUGCCACAGAUAAGAUGCUGGUGUAUUCACUGGGGAUGACCCUCUACUGGGCAGUUGAUUUUCACUUACCUCCAAAUCAGCCAGUCCAGUUGAGUGACCAUCUGAACAGCCUCCUCCUCAGCAUGUGUGAGGAUUUGGCCCACCGCAGGCUAAAUCUCAUCUCCAUCCUGGAAGCCUGUGAAUCCCAGCACAAAGCCUCCAUCCUGACACCCCCCGCCAAAGUCAUUAAACAACUUGUGGAGGAGGUUUUUCAUGAAUCAAUGGACCAUAGUCCUCUGCCGGACAGCAACAUCCCUCUGAGUGGCAGGAGCCAGAUGAUCAGGGAAAGACUUCAUAGAAAAAGAGGACCAUUGUCAGACUUCAGUGAAGGGAGUGCUGAGGGGAGACGGUACUCAACGGACUCUGAUUCAAAAUCAGGGAGUUUACCUCAAAGACCUUGGAGACAAAGACCACGAAGCUCCCCCACACUGCUGUACCAAUCUUCAUUAGAGAGACUCCCUCGCAGGAUGCAUCGCAGGGACAGCAACUGCAGCUGGCUUGGUAGGAGCCCCCACCAUGACUUAUCUCCCAAGACAUCAGGCAGAUCUCACAGUCCGUCCAUCACCUUUAGCGAGUCCUCGCUCAGCCUGAGCCAGAGAAAAGCUAAGUUGUUGGGUCCUGAGUUCAUCAGAAUACCAGAUGAGCAGCAAAUUCUACUUGAGCUUCCUGGAUCUAUUGUGUCCAGAAAGGGCCAUUCCAGUUUGUCUCAGAGAGAAGUGACUGUAGUGAUGGCUAACGGACAGUACGUGGUUGUUCGCUGUGACAUUAAAUCCAGGGCAAGAGAUGUGUUUGACAUGGUGGUGGCUCACGCAAACUUGGUGGAGCACUUUUACUUUGGUCUUUCCUUCUUAGAUGAUGAUGAAUACUUUUUUUUGGAUCACGAAACCAAAAUCUCCAAAGUUGCUCCGGACAGUUGGAAAAAAGGGCAGAUAUCCUCUUUUUUGGUGUAUCUUCGGGUCAAAUUUUUUGUUGAUGAUAUCACUUUUGUUCUACACAGACUGACUCGACACCAGUAUUACUUACAGCUUCGUAAGGACAUCAUCGAAGACAGGCUUUACUGUAAUGAGGAAACAGGAUUGUUCUUGGCUGCUCUUGCUCUGCAGGCUGAGUUUGGUGAUUACAUGCCAGAGUUGUACGGUAAGGACUAUUAUCAGCCGGAACAUUAUGUGUCAAAGAGGAUGCUGGAGAAACUUGCCCUUCCCAAUAUCAGGGAGGAGUUGCCAAGACUGCAUGCAAGCCAUGCACAUUUACUGCCAGAAGAGGCAGAAACUGAGUUCCUAAAGAUUGUCCAGCAGUUACCAGAGUACGGGGUGAUGUUUUACCGUGUGGGAAGAGAGAAAAGACCGCUGAUUGGAGAAUUAGUGUUGGGAGUCUGUGCCAAAGGGAUCAUCGUAUACGAGACAAAGAACCACCUGCGAACUGUCACCAGGCGCUUCCUAUGGAGGGAAACAGAUUCCAUAUCCACUGGGCGACGUAAACUGAUUAUAGAGUGUGGUGGGCCUAGCGGGAGAAAGCACAGCUUUGUGACCGAAAGCUCAAAAAUAGCACAGUACCUCCUGAACCUCUGCUCAGCUCAGCACAAGUUUCACAGCGAGAUGACGUCACGACAGCUCAACCACACCAUGAUACCCGAUGAAAGCAUCUCUGCCUACAGGGCUCGUAGCAUGAGCCUAAAGCGUAUUUCUUGCUCAGAGGGCAUGUUGAACCAUGUAGGUUUGACACCUGGUCAACCCGACUCCCUCUCCAAGUCUUGUGAUGACCUUACUGCCAAGCUGGAAGCUCGACUUCGCCAGCAGAGAGAGAUGAGGAGGGAGAUGAGCAGAGAGAUGAACAAGGAGUUGCCUGAAACAAGAGACCUCAGGGAUGUGAAGGAGCGACAGUGUUGGAGCACUCCUGAGACUAUUCCCAGAAGGAUGUCCAGUGUCUCCUCACUACAGAAACAGGACUCUGAUGCCUCAUCAUCCUUAAAAGUUGAUACACCAACACGGACUCCACCAGAGAGAGAAAUAGUUUGUGUAACAUUAAAGAAAGAUUCCAAACUGGGUUUUGGGUUUGUGAUAGUGGGAGAAGACAAUACAGGAAAACUCGACCUUGGGAUCUUCAUUGCAUCCAUUGUGCCUGAUGGACCUGCAGAUAAAGAUGGAAGAAUCAAACCAGGUGGACGUCUCAUCUCUCUGAACAAAACUAGUCUGGAAGGAGUGACAUUCAGUGAUGCUGCUGCCAUCUUACAGAACAGCCCUGAAGAGGUGGAGCUCAUUGUGUCCCAGCCUAAACAUUUGCUGAAGGAAGGACAGAGUUCUUUAAGCCAAAGUACUCUUGGUUUGUCACUGGAGCGGAGCUUUGGAUCACAGACCACCCUGAGUGGCACGGAGUUCCGCCCCCUCAUAGAGGAGCUGGAGGAGGCCAUCACACUGUCCAGCAUGGCAACCCCAAAGCAGAACAGGAAGCUUCACAUUCCUGUGGUGAGAAUACACGAUGCUCAGGAUGUCUGUCCAAAGUCUCCAUCCAUAUUCAGCCUUAAAACAGGGGAUCGUUUUAGUAUGGAGUUAAAGAAAAGCCGUGGUAGCCUUGGAAUGAGUGUUGCUGGUGGGACAAACACUAGUGUGCAGAAUGGAGGCGUUUACAUCAAGAGUCUGGUGCCUGGAGGUGCUGCUGAACAAGACGGGCGCAUUCAGAUUGGUGACAGACUGCUGGAGGUUGAUGGCUCCAACCUGAGGGGAGUGACUCACCAGCAUGCUGUAGAGUGCCUGAAGAGGACUGGGGAGGUGGUCAACCUGCUGCUGGAAAGGGAGCCCAUAGUAGUCCUAGAGCCCAGACCUGACUCACCCCGCCCCCCCUUGAUCCACAGUUCAUCGUACACACAGCACCCCAGGCCGGAAGUCUCCAUGGAAACGACCUUGAGUGCUCGAGCCAAGGACUACAGCUUUGUAACAAAUGAAAACAUCCAUGAAGUGGUUCUGAAGAAGAGUUUGUCAGGUCUUGGCUUCAGCUUCUACAUCUCACAGCUGUGCUCAGGGGCUGACCGAAGCAGUGUGGUUCGCAUCAAACGCCUGUUCCCCGGUCAGCCGGCUCAAGAAAGUGGCCUGCUGCGAGAGGGGGACGUCAUUUUGUCUGUCAACAAAGAGCCAGUGAAAGAUCUGUCCUACCAGAGGGUUUUGUUUCUGCUACGUGGGAUCCCAUCUGAAGUUCAUCUGUUGAUCUGCCGACCUGCUCCUGGAGUACUUUGUGAUAUAGAUGAUAACACAUUGAGUCCUGUACCUUUGCGUGAGAUUCGAUCCAGAUCUCUAGACCUACGACUUGGAGAGGACUACAGCCAACUUUUUAAGUCACCAAAUGAUGUCAGCGUGCAUGCACUGAUGGUGCCCCCCAGCAAAGAGGAGAAUCUGACCAACAAAACAAAGAAAAAAAUGGAACCUAUAGCUUCGCAACCCCGAGAGAGUCAAAGGAGCCCAGAGAGUGAAGUGCAGACCUGUGAGAGUCUUCCAUCUCCUCUUCGCACACCCCCCUCACCAACGUCACCUACGUCUCCUCCGUCACCAGUCUCGCCAGCCUCACCUGCGUCGCCAUUAUCACCCACUUCACCCGUGUCUGCUUCUCCACCAGCUUCAAGAGAACUCCAACCAAAUACUGAAAAACCAGAGAAACAAAAGGAAGGAGAAGCUCAGAGGAAGGAAAAGGAAGGAGAAGAGGAGGCUGCAGCAACAAUGAGCUCAGCUGUGAUGCUUAUGGAUGUUUACCCAAAAACUGCCUCUAAACCUGUAUAUACCAGUGGUAUUAGAGAGGAGGCAGAUGGGAGUGUGACCUACUGCCUUAUGGGAGAUGGACUGACUAUUGUGGCAGAUGAAGAGUACCUGACCAUCAGCUCCACUCUGGAACCCCCUCCCAGCACAUCAACAGCCAACCUACAAGCCCAUGACUCUCAAACCUCCAACCUCUUUCAGGCUCCGAACCUCAGCCCUCAUGUCCCCACUACCAACAUCUCGUCCCUCAACUUCUUGUCGAACACCCCAACCACCUGCCCUUCGACCCGCUUGUCUCAGCCACUCACAAAGCAACCCCCGAAAAACAAGCACCACCCGAUCCAGCAGGGGCUUCUCGCAAGUCCCUACAAAGCCAUAUCUAAGAACAUCCAGCCUAGUGUGCCUCCCCAUCAGCCUCCACCAGUGACCCCCAUCACAGCCCAGGUUAUCUCCUCAGUGCCUCCCUGUGCUGGUGCACCUGCUCCAACGCUGCCAACCUCAAUGCUGCCCUCACCUGCCCAGAUGCCCAUGCAGCUGAGAGAAGAACUGGAGAGGAAGUUGCGGGAGUUUGAUGAUGACGAUGACGAUGAUUUGGAUGAGGAGGAGAAAGAGAGUCGGAGAAAGGGUAGGAUUAAAGAGUUUGAGCUUACUGUGGUUCUUAGCAAGUCCAGGAGUGGAAGCUUUGGGUUCACCAUCACACGAAGCAAACUGGACAAUUGCUACUACAUACAGGACAUUCUGGACAACCCAGCCAGGGCAGAUGGACGACUUCGUGCUGGAGACAGGCUCAUCACCGUAAAUGGUCAUGAUGUUACCAGCGUGGCAGAUGAUGUUGCCAUGACGAUUCUCAGGUCAUCUCCAAGAAGACUGAGUAUGACACUCGGCAGAGCAGUUAGUAACCUCGUGGCUCCACCUCCCUGUGACAGUCUACCUGAUGUUGUUCUCCACAAGACACCCUCAGGACAACUGGGAAUAAGGCUGACAGGUGGUAUUGGCAGCAAAUGGCAGGGCAUCUAUUGUUUGGACGUGGUGCCAGGGUCCCCGGCCAGCGAGGAGGGCAGCGUUCAACCCAGUGACAAGAUCCUGUACAUCUGUGGCAGGUGCACCCUGGGAAUGACCUUAGAGGAUGCAGUCAAAGCCUGUGAGAUUGCCCCUCGUAAGGUUAAACUAAAAAUUAUCAGAGAAGACCAGCCAGUUACUCCUAAGGCUAAGUGGAAUGGUCUUUUCGACUGGAAAAAAGACAAGAAGUUUUUUGCUCGAUUUGAAGAGUCUGGCUCACCUGAGAGAAAGUCGUCUACUGAAAAUACUGAAGCAGUGUGUAGGACUGCUGAAAGGUUCAGAUGUCGCUCUCUCACCCAAGAACAGGAUAGUUGCAUCAUGCAAGUGGAGUUCAAAAAACCAGAAGGCGGAGGUCUCGGCUUUGCGUUGGUUGGUGGAACUAAUGGCAGCAUGCUCCGGGUGAGGGACAUCUGCUCUGGUGGACUAGCCGAGCAGGAUGGCCGACUGAAAGUGGGGGACAUUCUUUUAGAGGUGAACGGUGUGAUUGUGUCUGGGUUGAGCCAUAGUAAGGUAGUGGAGAUCCUGCGUAAAGCUGAGGGGACAGUCCAGCUCACUAUCUGCAGAGACAUUUUGCCCCUGAAAUAUUCUGAGUCUCCCACUCCCCCGAACAUGUCUGUUUAUACUGAAGCUAUUUUAGCAGAGCAGCCUGCUCACAUGUCCACCCAUGAUGUCUGUUCCACAACUGACGUCAUGCUGAAUAGACCAGUCGAGCAUUCCCCCGAGGCGUCUUCUGAUCCUGCGGUUAACGAAACAGAAGUUAUCCUUACUUCACCACCUCCUCCACCUCACAGAAUGACUGUUGUGAGAGAAAAGACUUCAACAGAAGAGGAGAGUUGUAAUAACACCCCCUCUCAUCAAGCUUGCUGCCCAUCCCUCAAUGUCACAGACAUGUUGCAUGGAGCCACGGACAGGAAACAAAUUGUGACCAAACUUUUGGACCAGUCCUGCAAAGAUGUCCGGAAAACCCAGUCAGAUGGUUGGAGCAGCGAAGAAGAUGAUGAUGUAUUUAAUGCAACAAGUCGGGAAGUGUCCUUUCCCCAAGCAGGCCCCCCUCUAGUAUCAGAAGAGGAGCUGGCCAGUUUAGCGCUCAUUACUCCUGCCAGGACCAGCCAGUAUUCAGGCUUCAGAGUUAAAGCCCUCAUACAGAUUCUGCAACAUCAACUUGACCAACAGGAACUGAUUAAAGAGUUCAUGGCUCUGGAGCAUCUGAAGCCUUCUGACAACUGUUUGGUGGGAAAAGCACCCGAGAACAGAGAUAAGAACCGCUACAGGGACAUCCUACCCUAUGACGGAACACGUGUAGCCAUUGGAGAGAACCAAGAGUACAUCAAUGCAAGUUACAUCCGCAUGCAAGUCGGAGCAGAGGAGCUCUUCUACAUCUCCUGCCAGGGGCCCCUGCCAACUACAGUUCAGGCUUUCUGGCAAAUGAUCUGGGAAAAUAAAUCUGACGUCAUUUCCAUGAUGACCCAAGAAAUGGAACGAGGAAGAAUCAAAUGUCAUAAGUAUUGGCCAGAAAAGCUUGGUGCACCUUUGAACACUGACAGGUACGAGCUUCACCUGGAGAACCAGCAGUUCCUGGAAUACUUUCACAUAAAGGUCAUCCGCAUGGUGGAAACGGAGACUGGUGAGACCCACUUUGUUCAUCACCUGAAAUUCACACACUGGCCUGACCACGGUGUGCCACACAGCUCAGAGCAGCUGGUUCGAUUCAUCCGCUACAUGAGGGUCGUGCACCACAAGGGGCCAAUCACUGUUCACUGCAGCGCUGGCAUCGGACGGACAGGGGUCCUCAUCUGUAACGACAUUAUCCUUAAACUCAUUGAAGAAGACUUGCCUAUUAACGUGAGUGACAUUGUGAAAGAGAUGAGACUUCAGCGGCACGGGAUGAUUCAAACCAAGGAACAGUAUCUCUUCUGCUACAAGGUCUGGCUGGAUGUUUUACAGGGAAUUUUACAGCUUCAAGGCAACCAGUGGCAACCAGACAGUCCCAAAGACCACAAAGUAGUUUGA